ACACACACCAAAAGGGUUGCGCUGCUGCUGCGCCGUGGCACCCCCCUAUUCCCUACCGACCGAGUGGCACAAACAUCUUCCGAGGGUGUCGGUAGCGGGCCAAGACGACUCUCUUUCCACUGGCAUGGAACCGGACUAGUCGAUCGUUCACCGCCGACCAGGUCUGAAGUGAACAGCGUCAGCCCUCGACCAGCCGAAAAAAAAAAAAAGAAAAUAAAAAGAAACUUUCUCGAUCAUCAAACACUCGUGUCCGAGCGAUCCAUUAACCAUCGGCGGUAUAGGAGCGAAAGAAAAACGAGUGAACAAAAAUACAAAAGAAGAAAUUUUGCCGGUGUCCAUCCAUUUCCUUUUUCGGUCCGGCAAAACAGUAGGUAGUGGUGAAACGGACAACAAGAGGUGAAACACGAUAAUUGAAAUAGACAUCUCUCUCUCUCUCUCUAUUUUUGUGUUAAAAAGAAGUGCACAGCUGCCAUUGUCAGCGAAAGAUCCGUGGUGCGUGUCGACAGAAAACACGGCAGUAUUCGUGUCAGAAUGAAGCGCAACUGACAAAGUGACAAGGGAGAGGAGGAAAAAGUGGAUGUUCGCCCAAGACAUCCGAGGGUGUGUCAAGUCGUGUGACAUCGCGGACGCUGCCGGCGCACCAGCAGCAGCAGUACCGACCAUCGCGCUAAAAGCUCUCAACAAACAAAACAUCAACCCGUAGCGGGUCGUAAUACUACUCUCCUCAUUACCCAACCAAUCAGCUCCAGCUGCGUCCGUCUCAUCACACAAAAAAAUCGACCAGGAACAAAAAGAUUCUGCCCCCCUGCAGUCGCUAUUGAAACUUUUUCGACAAUCAUUUCAAUUCAUUCAACUUUCAACAAGAUUUCCAUUUCGCUUGAACUUUAGACUAUAAGACUCGGGGUCCACUUUCGGAAGACAUCAGCCGCUAGAGGCGCAUGUGCCCAACUUGUGUGUGUGUGUGUGUAAGGACUUUCUCUGAGCAAAUCAUCGAUCACAUCCGCCGCCGGCUGCGCCGGGUUGGGGGAAAAGUUCUUUUUGGAUCACUACCACCACACCAGGGCUCCUCUUUUCCAGUGUUCCCUCCCACUCUCUCUCCCUCCCCUACCCCGACACACCCGCUACCCCGUGUGAGUUAAGAGCGUAGAGAGAAGUCGAGGACAUCGGCGAUUGGUCGACAGGGCCGAGGUCACGUGGCUCGUCCUUCCCCCAACGGGAGGUGGAGCCCCCCGCCAGUUAUUUGCUCCAGUCCGCAUCGACUCUCUGGCACUGGCACUGGGCACUAUAAGCACAAGACAUCAACCAGCAACGCGGGCCGGCUGCGAGGAACAAGAAGAGCGCGGACACACACAAUCGAGUGAAGAGUGAAACACAGACAAGACAUCAGAGUUAGUUACUAGUGAGUGGCCGUCGCCUCCGAAUCACAUGAGUUAUUGGUUAGUUUCGUCACGAAAAUCAAUUAAAAAAUAGUGACGACUCAAUUUCGUAUUGACACACAAAGAGUCCCAGUCAUCAAGAUAAUCAUCAUCAUCUCCUUGUGUCAAUCAGUGGAAGGUAGAAUUGAUGAUCGCCAUGAGUUCGUUCUUGAUGAACUCCGGGUCGUCGCAGUACGUCGUCGACCCAAAGUUCCCGCCGAGUGAGGAGUACAGUCAGAGCAGUUACAUUCCGGCGGCCGUGUCCAGUGACUACUAUGUGCCUCACCACCAAGUCCAGCACUACCACGGCUACCACGGGCACCACACGCAUCACCACCACAACGUAACUCAUCCGUCGUCAGUCACCUCGGCCGCUUCCAUGGGCUAUUACGGCCAGCAUCCCAGUCACGGGGGAGCGGUUGUCAGCGCUGGCGGAUAUCACGGCGGAGGAGCCUACGGAGCCAACGGAGCGUGCGGAAUCGCUGGCACUGGCCAGCAAGUCCAAGUGCCCAUGACUGGGCAUGUCGCCCCGACUUUAGGCCAUCACCAUCAGCACCAGCCGCAACAGCAACAUCAGCAGAGUCCGGGAAUGAUUCAACGAUCGCCCGCUCCCUCGCCGACGCCUUCGUUGACGUCCAUGGUGACCUGCCCGUCCCAGCAGCUCGCGGCCCAACAACAGCAGACCCUUGGACACCAGCAGCUUCAGCUUCAGCACCAACACGUCCAGCAGCAGCAGCAACAACCUCUUCACCAGCAACAACUCAAUUCCAGUCAUUUACAACAGCAGCAACAACAACAACAACAGCAAAGUCACGGUGUCGUCGGCGGUGGUGGUGUCGUUUCACAGGCAUUGAUGCAGCAUGACCAGCUGUCCCAUCUCGGCUCUAUGGUGGCUGCCCAGCAGGCCAACGGCCAGCAGCAACAGCUGCAAACACAGACGCAGAUCCAGCAGCAACAGAAUAACGCCCUGCAAUUGUGCCAGCCACCGACGCCCAAUAGCCCCGAAUCCGAUUGCGAUGACGGGUCCGACAUGUCCGACGACUCUCACAAUCCCGUCAUUUACCCGUGGAUGAAAAAGAUUCACGUCGCUGGAGCACCAUCGUUGUCUGAUGGUUUCCUAGCCAACGGAGGAUUCACGCCGGGAAUGGAACCCAAACGACAGCGAACAGCCUACACUCGCCACCAGAUUCUCGAGCUGGAAAAAGAAUUCCACUUCAAUCGCUACCUGACGCGGCGCCGUCGGAUCGAAAUCGCCCACAGCCUCUGCCUGUCCGAGCGCCAAAUUAAAAUCUGGUUCCAAAACCGGCGCAUGAAGUGGAAAAAGGACAACAAAUUGCCAAACACGAAAAAUGUCCGCCGGAAGACCAAUCCGGCCGGAGUCACGACGACAGCCACCGGCGUGCCCAUCAUCACGACGGCGGCCAAUAACACGACGACCACCAGCACGCCGACCCCCACCGGUAAUUCGCAAUCGUCCAAUCCGCCCAGAUCCAACGAGACGCCCACGUUUCAGGAUUGCGGAAUUCUAAACAUUAAACCCGACUACGGUCUCACCAAUCUCUAAUUUUAAAUAGUCGAAAGGGGGCGAAAAAAAAUAAGGGUCAAGUCAAGUCGAGUUCAAAAUUGUUAUACAAAACGAAAAAGUGCGUUGCGGAAAUAAUCACAACUAUACCUCCAAACAACCAGAAAGAUUUUGUAAGACAAUUGAAUCCUUCGCUUCUUUCUCUUCGUCGUUUACACACCUUCAGCUCCUCCUGCGAAUGGCUAAAAGGUUUACCUCAGGGUUUUUUUCUUCUUUUCAUUGUACAUAUACGACUACAAUUCGUGUAACCUGUUUUUUGUCACCUUGUAGACUUAUCUCUCUCUCUUCUUCUCAUUUAAAACUUUGUAUUCGAUUUUUAAAAAAAAAGUCUCGCGACUCUCCGUAAUCUCGUCCGACAGCAGGGUAGUAAGAUUCUGUUUUCAUUCUCUCUUUUCCUUGUUCUACAUGUGUUUCUCAAGUUAAGCGGAAUUACCGAUUCUACUAAAAACAUCGUGCGUUAUAAUUUACACAGCGUCGUCGGGUCAGUUCUCUUUCAAUUGUUCAUUUCCUCUGGCGUAAGAAAUGUAACAACCAAUUGAAAAGUUAACAGAUCUCGCCGCAACUGCAGUCAUCAUGUAAUAUCUAAAAAAAUAAAAACAAGCCAGCGAUAACAUUUGAGUUCCCGCUAAAAAAAAAAACAAAAAAGUCUGGCUGUGUGUUUAGCUUGUUAGA
Messenger RNA from Daphnia pulicaria, 3669 nucleotides. RefSeq names its product homeotic protein deformed-like. Gene Ontology annotation, molecular function: DNA-binding transcription factor activity, RNA polymerase II-specific; RNA polymerase II cis-regulatory region sequence-specific DNA binding. The transcript is spliced from 2 exons. Lineage: Eukaryota; Metazoa; Arthropoda; Branchiopoda; Diplostraca; Daphniidae. Gene Ontology annotation, cellular component: nucleus. Gene Ontology annotation, biological process: regulation of transcription by RNA polymerase II; anterior/posterior pattern specification. The record is from RefSeq and is a predicted model, not a curated record. The coding region runs from base 1564 to 2979 and encodes 471 amino acids.